CAAAUUUCGACCCCAAUUACCAAAUUCAAUUUUUCGUCCUUGAUUCAACAUUUUAACUUUUGUAUUCCUUAAAAUAAAGUUACACACUAUGUCUUGAGAAGUAAAUGACCAAAUACAUAGGUAAAACCUUAUUUGAACUUUACGUAAUACGAAAUUGGUAUGAUUAUCGAGUUACUUAUGCGACUUGAUCCAACAACAUAUCGAGCUUUUAACAAACGUAAUUAACGAUCGGGAAUUUGUCUAUUGUUUCAAUACUACUUUGAAAUGGAUGUUCACUAUGACACUUGUACAUGGUCCAACAUAGUAAAGUAAUAUUUCAAAUUUAAACGAAUUAAUUAAUAAAGUCACUCAUUUUUUGUAAGAAAAUUAAAGACGAGUUUUAAUUAAUCUCACAAAGUAUGAUUGAUGCCAAACAAAUACAUUGUUUAACUAUUACCGCUUAACACCACCAGCAUUCAAUUAGGAAGUUUUCAGUACCCUUAUCCGUUAAUUAUCCUAAUUGAUGUCAUUUAUUAGUAUCAAUUAUUACCUAAUUACUUAAUUAAAUGUUCGAAUAUGACAGUGGCAAAUAUCUCGGGCUCAUAGUAAAUACCGUCAAAAUCAAGGGGCUAUUACUACCCAUCUCCCCCUAUUUAAACCGUACCGAAGUUGAACCAACCGUCAUUCUUAUCCUCAAUCUCCAGACCUCGUCAAACGCUUUUCCCCCAUUUUCUUGCAGCAGCGAUGGAUGUAAUGUUUGCUCAUCAGCAGUCGAGCUUGAAUCCGAACGCGCCGAUGUUCGUCCCCAUGGCUUACCAGGCGGUGGAGGACUUCUCCGAUCAGUGGUGGUCGCUCAUCCAAUCCUCCACCUGGUUCCGCGACUACUGGCUCCAGGAGCGCUACCAGGACCCCCAAUCCGACUUCUUACUCCCCGACGACCUCGAUUUCCUCGACGACGGCGCCGAUUUCCUCCACUUCUCCGGAGGUAUAGAUGAGGAGGAGGAAGAAUUGGGGAUGAAAUGGGAAAUGGUGUCGGUGGGAUCGACGAAAUGGAGGAAGAAUGAUCUGAAUCGGUCGCCGAGGUAUGCAGAGAAGGCGGUGAAGAUUGUGAAUGUGAAGAUGAGUCCGAGGACGAUUCAGCAGCCGAGGUAGAUUGUUGGUGAUGAGUCAGGAAGUGGAGAGUUUGGGGGGAUUUUCUUUUUAUGUAGUGUUAUUGUACAUAGUGCAGAAGAUUGUUUGGCUUUGAUGAUGGUCAGGAUCGUCAUCUUGUUCAUGAUUUCCUUUCUGGGUUUAGGUUUAUUACCCAAGUUUCAGUUUAGCUUCAGUUUCAGUUCCCCCCCAAAAGCUAAUGUAGAAAAAAGUACAAAAAAGGCA
This is a messenger RNA of Linum trigynum, 1353 nucleotides long. The record is from the annotation of a GenBank genome assembly. NCBI's taxonomy places the organism in Eukaryota, Viridiplantae, Streptophyta, Magnoliopsida, Malpighiales, Linaceae.